AUGUUCUUUCAACGAUAUGGAUCGGAAGAGGCCUGCAUUGAAGUCAUGACACGACAUGUCCAAAAAGUAAACGCCAUUUACAAAGUCACAGAUUUCAAUCAAGACGGCAAGCCGGAUAAUAUAACCUUUAUGAUCAAAAGAAUAAAAGUUCAUACAUUAGAUGCUUUGAAAGAGCCUUCUUAUAGGUUCCCCAACAACUACGGCGUUGAGAAAUACUUAGAGCUUUUUUCAGAGGAGGAUUACGACGCGUUUUGUUUGGCAUACAUGUUCACAUAUAGAGAUUUCGAGAUGGGUACAUUAGGCUUGGCAUGGACCGGUGAUCUGAAGAAUGCGGGCGGAGUUUGUGAAAAAAAUGGGCACUACCGCGGGAGUAUGAAGUCCUUAAACACGGGCAUCGUGACUCUACUGAACUACGGCAAACACGUACCGCCCGCCGUGUCACAUGUCACACUCGCACACGAGAUUGGACACAACUUUGGCUCACCGCACGACCCCGAGGUGUGCACGCCGUUUGGCGAGGACGGCAACUAUAUCAUGUUCGCGCGCGCCACCAGCGGCGACCGCAAGAAUAAUAACAAAUUCUCGCCAUGCUCGCUGCGAGCCAUCGACCCCGUUCUCAACAAUAAAGCGCGUUCACCUAAGGGCUGCUUUACCGAACCGCAGCCAGCAAUCUGCGGUAACGGCGUGGUGGAAGAAGGAGAAGAGUGCGACUGUGGCUGGGCGUCCGAGUGCACGGACGUGUGUUGCCGCCCGCAGGCGCCGCGCCCGCACUACAAGCCCUGCACACUCACCGAGCACAGCGUCUGCAGUCCCAGCCAGGGUCCAUGCUGUACCGCGUCGUGCACACUCAAGUUCGGUGACAAGUGUCGCUCGGACAAUGGAUGUAGGGACGCCGCACACUGUGACGGCAAGCGCGCCGCCUGCCCCGCCAGCAGACACAAGCCUAACCGCACGCGGUGCGACAAGGAACUCGUCUGCUACAUGGGAGAGUGCACUGGCUCCAUCUGCUUGGCAUACGGUCUGGAGUCGUGCCAGUGCGCGCCUCGUAAGGAGGACCCGCGGUCCGCGUGUGAGCUGUGCUGCCGCAAGCCGGGCGGGCCCUGCCUCUCCUCCUUCCACUGGAACGCGGCGCCCUACGACGUGCCCGACAUGUACGCCAAGCCCGGCACGCCCUGCAACGACUACAACGGGUACUGCGACGUGUUCCAGAGAUGCCGCGAGGUGGAUCCGGCGGGCCCGCUGGCCACGCUCCGUCGCCUGCUGCUGUCGGACGAGAGCCUGGCCGGCUUCCGGCGCUGGCUGCUGCGGCACUGGUACGCCGCGCUGCUGGUGCUGCUCGCCGUCAUCGCGCUGCUGGUGGCCAGCACACGUUACUUUGGUCGUCACGGCAAGAAACUCAAAUCCGUUACCAUCAUUCACUCGUCCACCACAGAAACCGUCCGUUUGCCUGAUGCUCCAGACCAAGGCCUCAUAGUUCACACAGCAGUCAGGUCCAAAGUUCCUCUCAAAAAGAAAGUAGCCCUUCGGACCCGAGCAUAUCGCAACAAGAAAGACCACAAGAAAUUAGGAGACAAAGCUUCUCCGUCUCACAGUGCCAAUAAAAAGAGAAAGCCAACUACACAAGUUAAACCGGAUGAAAAUAUUAAAAUUAAUAAAGAGAAUACGGCCGUCGUAACUAACGUCGAUGGCAAAUCUCCAAAACAUGUGAUACUGUCGAAACAUAAGGGAAAAGUCAAAAAACGUAAGUCGAAAGUGAAAAAAGAGACAAUAGACUACAGCGCGAUGCAGAAACACUCCUCGUCUCCCACUAAAGAUACCGAAGCGCUAACCAAAGUACAGAAGUGGUUGCUCAGUUCACCGCAACCGACCGUCAUUCCUAAAUCUAAAUCAAUACCAUUGGGUCUAACGGACAGGACGCACAGGCAAGUCCAAAAGACCACAAGAAAAACCAGGCCGUCGAAGAGCGCCACCAAUCUAAUCAGCGGUGAGAAGGCCAGGCUACAAGUGGUCUUCAAACCGCCCUUCCGGUUCAGCGUUAAAAUUUGCAAAAGCGACAAAACCAAAGUGGUUUUAGACAAAUCUUCCAAACCCGACGUAGACAGGAAACGUCACGAAACUUCGGCACAGCAAACCACUUCCGCGGACGUCGCAAAGUCUAAUCCGUCCAGCGGCAAACCGUCUAAGCGUUCCAAUUCGACGAGAAUGGAGAUCACCCCCGACGCACCAAAGCCGGAAACGCCUCGAACCCGAGAGACUGGCGUUCCCGGCUACGCAAACAUGCUACCGAGGAGCGCCAGCGAUUGCAAACUGACCAAGAAAUCAUACGAAGCGAAAUCUCGAAACGGUCACAAGAAGAGCAACUCGCUCGGCCAAAAGAAGGAGACGACGGAGAGCCGACAGAACCUGAUCGCUCACGAGGACAUUGACAGCGCGCACGUGUACGAGAACGUUUCGAUUUCGCAGGAAGCGUUCGUGCCGAAGAGCUGCAGCAUGCCGCGGAGACAAACCAGCGUCGGCAUCGCGCGCCAGAGCAGCUACGGACAUCUGCCGCGGGCACACGCGCGCCCGCACCGGCACAGCACCAGCAACGUCAGCGCCGCCGCCGCCGGGGACGCCGAGCUCGAACACUUCUACGGCGUCAUCGAGUCACUGCGACGGGGCGACGACAAACGAGCGUGUGACAUCGGCAUCGGCAGCUCCUCGGGCAGUGGCCGCCGUGAACAGACGAAGAAAACCGAUCUGGCGGAAAAGUCUGCCCGGACGAGCCCUAUCGACACUGCGAAACUGGAAAGACGACUGAGCGAAAUUGAACUCGGAAAACGUCUCUUGAACGACAGCGGUGUGCGCGGGUUCCAGCUGGUGGUCGGCAAGAGUAAAUUGAAACGGCAACUGAGCGACAAUGAGCUGUGCAAGUCCCGCGUGCAACUGGCGAUGCCGAUGUCCGCGGGAGCGGAGCCGCGACCUGCCUUCUGUUGGGCGCCCGCCGCCGUCGAACCGCGGCACAAACGGUCCACAUACACGUUCGGGGAACUAAAACACUCAGUUCCCGACGCUCCCCAGCCCGCGGCCCCCGACGACACCCACGUCUCCCCCGAGGAAUUCCUG
Molecule: messenger RNA, 3105 nt
Organism: Diatraea saccharalis (sugarcane borer)
Lineage: Eukaryota; Metazoa; Arthropoda; Insecta; Lepidoptera; Crambidae
Source: the annotation of a GenBank genome assembly